Messenger RNA from Aspergillus candidus, 1257 nucleotides. Its product is annotated as DUF1996 domain-containing protein. Lineage: Eukaryota; Fungi; Ascomycota; Eurotiomycetes; Eurotiales; Aspergillaceae. The record is from RefSeq and is a predicted model, not a curated record. The transcript is spliced from 4 exons. Bases 128 to 1147 code for a protein of 339 amino acids.
CCAGCGAGCCUGGAAAUGAUCGCAUAAACAGAGCAAGAACUCCCGCCAUGGGAUCCCGUCUUCUGGACAUUCCUGGUCUCGACUGGCGACUGCAAUUGAUCUCCUGACGCAGACGAAACAGAGCACUAUGAAGCCCAGUGGUGUUCUUACCGCGAGCCUGGUGCUGACGCUUUGCAGCUCCACGCUGGCGAAAGGCAUUGACGAAUUCACCUUUAGCUGUGAGACAUUGACUAUCCAACGAUCCGACCCGAUUAUGUUCCCCGGCAAAUCUGCUAGACACGUCCACAUAGUUGCGGGAGGAACCGCAUUUCAGCAGACGAUGGAAUUCGACACGGCCACGAAGGCGAACGAGACGACAUGCGGCGUGGUAAUCGACAAGAGCAAUUAUUGGGUCCCGCAACUUUAUCACCGCGCGAAAAAUGGAGCAUUCGAGUUGAUGGAGAAUAACGGGAAUGUGGUUUACUAUCUGGACAGAGCAUGCAAUUACACCGAAGGCGCGACUUCCUGUGGCGGAAGUGAUGGCGCCAUAGCGCCUCCAGCCGGGCUCCGCGUCGUUGCUGGUGAUACCAAUCGUCGGACCUAUGAUGACGCCGACUUUGCCCAACGGGCGGUCACUCACAUGUGCAUUGGAGAAGACGGAUCGUCGUCGGAGACCAAUAAUAUGCCGAACAAGCCAUGUGCCAAGUUGAGGUCGCAGGUGUUCUUGCCUUCCUGCUGGGAUGGUCAAAAUAUCGAUAGCGAAGACCACAAGAGCCACAUGGCAUAUCCCGCAUCCGGAGACUAUAACGGCGGCGUGUGUCCCAAGUCCCAUCCCGUGGCGAUCCUCUCCAUAUUUUUGGAAUUCUUUUUCAACACACACCCAUUCCCAGACCACAAAAAUUGGGUAUACAGCAAUGGCGAUGCAACCGGCUACGGUCUGCAUGGGGACUAUAUCAACGGCUGGGAGGACCAAGUGGCCCUCGAAAACGCCAUGAAAACCUGCACAGGUCCACAACUGCUGGACGACCCGAAGUGCUCAAUCACAAAGCAUCAGAAAAGACCACUCACACCCGUUAAGCAUGCACUGGAGAUCUCCACCUCUGAAGAGGAGAUAGGGCAGAAUGGCCGGGUUUUGCAGUUGCCAGGUCAUAAUCUGGCCAAACCGUAGGAAAGUGGCUUAACUAAGCCCUGCAAAUAGUCCACACAAUAUCAAAUUAUGAUAGUGAUAGAAACUCUUGGUCAUGACAGUCCCGAGAAUGUGUUUUGUCGGAGGACGGG